UUCAAACUGAUGUCACCUGUGAGGGACUUUGAGAGCUCCACCAUCCAGAGACAGAGGAGUGAGCUGCAGCUGAUGAUCACUGAGCUAAAGGACCGGGACAGGGAGCUGAACACCAUGGCUGCCUCCCACCACAAGCAGCUCCACGCCUGGGAACAGGACCGCCAGCGAGUCCUUAGCCUGGAGAAGAGGUGCGCCAGGUCGGACGAAGAGCUCCAGAAGUGUGUGGGGGUGAUCCGGGCCCUCACCAGGCGUGUCCGGGUGGUGGAGGCCAGGGACAAGGACCUCCAGACGGAGCUCAGCACCACCCAGCAGAAGCUUCAGCAGCUGGGACAGGAGCACCAGGACAUGGAGCGAACCUCUAAAGACCUCCAGGAUAAAGACGCCAGCCUGACCUCCACGGUGCUGGCCCUGUCCUUUCAGGUGGGCUCCUUGCAGGUCAGGGAGGAGCAGCUCAGAGCCACGCUCCAACUCAAGGAAAAGGACGUGCGUGAGGCCGCCGCCCACAUGGGGGAGCUGAGGCUCGGCCUGCAGGACGUGGAGGCGUCGCUCGAGGAGAGCCAAUCGCGGGCAGACCGGCUCCUGAGGGUGGUGGAGGAGACCAAGCGCCGCUACCGGGCGUACAGGCACGAGAACGCCGCCCUCAGAGAGGACUUGCAGCAGCUCGUGACCCAAAGCAGUGCCCAGAGAGAGGAGAUUAUUCGCCUCAAACAGGAGCACCAGAUGCUCUGCAGGGAUCUGGCCUUGUCAGGGGAGGGCGACAGCUGGAAGGAUGAGUUGCUGGCGCUGGCGCGGUCCAAACAGGAACGCACAGAGUCUGAGCUUCACUGCCUAAGACAGGUGUGUGAUAAUCAGCAGAGUGACCUGCAGCUGCUGCAGCUGAACUUGGAGACGGCCCGUGUGACACUGGGAGAGAGGAGCGGUCAGGAGUCUGUUGGCGGUCACGGCGAUUCACUGACGUCUUCGCCGAUGACGAGGAACUGUUGUUUGGCGAACAACACAAAACAGCCAGCUACAGCGGUCGAGCUCCUCUCCCACGCCUCCAACGAUGGAAGGCAUCCGUCCGUGUCCAUCUGUCUGCAGCGGGCUCUGGAUGACUCCCAGAACUCAAUGGCCGGUCUGGUCUGUAGUGUUCUCAAACACAAGGGUUCUAUGAAGAACCAGAACGAUUUAGUCAGCCUGGACCUUAGCCACAACAGCGGCUUGAGUGAGGCCUCACACUGUCCCCACACGAGUCUGAAAUCCUUGUGUUACAGUAGAACUUCAACAGACAAGGUCACUGAAACCCCACCCAAAGCGUGACUCCAGCACAGAGAGCUCAGAGAUCUAGAUUGAAUUCAAGAAGGACAUUCUAAGUAUUAACCAAAGCAAUGUUUACAAUGUGCAGAAUGAUGUCACUAUACUGUGCAACACAAAC
This is a messenger RNA of Gadus macrocephalus (Pacific cod), 1414 nucleotides long. It is a transcript of the gene ccdc62, whose product is annotated as coiled-coil domain containing 62. Lineage: Eukaryota; Metazoa; Chordata; Actinopteri; Gadiformes; Gadidae. The record is from RefSeq and is a predicted model, not a curated record. The transcript is spliced from 10 exons. Bases 10 to 1299 code for a protein of 429 amino acids.